Oncorhynchus keta (chum salmon) is the source of this 3074-nucleotide messenger RNA. Its product is annotated as transcription factor 4-like. NCBI's taxonomy places the organism in Eukaryota, Metazoa, Chordata, Actinopteri, Salmoniformes, Salmonidae. The record is from RefSeq and is a predicted model, not a curated record. The coding region runs from base 410 to 2590 and encodes 726 amino acids. Gene Ontology annotation, biological process: regulation of transcription by RNA polymerase II. Gene Ontology annotation, molecular function: DNA-binding transcription factor activity, RNA polymerase II-specific; protein dimerization activity; RNA polymerase II cis-regulatory region sequence-specific DNA binding. Gene Ontology annotation, cellular component: transcription regulator complex. The transcript is spliced from 21 exons.
CCUCAAUGAUCACAUUCGCAUUUACAAACGGAUAUUUACAAACGUUCUGUCAUACUUUCGCUGCCUGUGUUGGCUAGUUCACGAGUCCGUUUUGUUGUACAUUUUCCGCUGUCUUUAUAGCGUUUAUUUAUUUCAUCUUUCUAUGCACGGGAUUGUCACUUGAUCUCCCGGAUAAACUGCCUUUUGCACAGCCAGAACUGGACUUUGGGAAACAUUCGUAUAUGUCUAUUUCUUUCAUACAAUUAACGGAUUCUUGUUUUUUUUUUUAUCUAAACCUCCUGUGGCACAAGGAUGCGUUGAAAUAUAAUAGAUUUUAAUGCAAAGUGGAAUUUGCGCGACUCCGGGUUCCCGGUCGUGUGUUGAUUGCGAGGAAGAUCUCAUAUAGUGAGUUUGUGUGAUUUUGCUAAAAAUGCAUCACCAACAGCGAAUGGCUGCCAUAGGGACAGACAAAGAACUGAGCGACUUAUUGGAUUUCAGUGCGAUGCGAAACAGCGAUUUGAAAAUGUUCCCAACAUCAAUGAUGUUCUCUCCUCCUGUUAGUGGUAAAACCGGACCAGCAUCUCUGGGAAGUGGACAUUUUGCAGGCUCAAAUAUGGAGGACAGAGCCAGUGCAGGAUCUUGGGGAAGUAGAAGUGCCCCUUCAAAGAGUUAUGCUGACGGCUCCCAGUACGCUCACAUGACUAGCCGGGACAUGGGCUCACACCCGCACGACAACAUCUCUCCUCCGUACGUCAACUCCAGACUAACAGGUAAAACGGAGAGAGGAUCCUACUCCUAUGGAAGAGACUCCAACUUACAUGGGUGUCAUCAGCCGAGCCUCCUGGGAGGAGAAAUGGGCAGCCCCGGGGCGGUGUCGCCCACCAAGCCUGGAUCGCAGUAUUACCAGCACUACAACAACAACCCUCGCCGGAGACCACUGCACAGCGACAACAUGGAGGUUCAGACAAAGAAAGUACGGAAAGUUCCCCCCGGUUUGCCUUCCUCAGUAUAUGCCCCGUCUGCCAGCACGGCUGACUACAACAGGGACUCACCGGUGUACCCCUCCUCCAAACCCCCCAGUGGAGGGUUCCCCAGUUCCUUCUUUAUGUCAGACGGUGCUGACCCGUGGAGCUCCUCCAGUGGUAUGAACCAGCCAGGUUACAGUGGCAUGCUGGGUAACUCCUCCCACGGACCCCAGAGCAGCAGCUACUGUGGCACCCACCCUCACGACCGGCUGAGCUACCCGUCACACUCCUCGGCAGACAUCAACCCCAGUCUUCCUCCCAUGUCCAGUUUCCAUCGUAACAGUGCCUCCAAUCAGUACAGUACAGCUUCCUGCACUGCCACCACCAACGGCACAGACAGCGUGAUGGGUAAGACCUGGGGACAAGGACACAGGGCUGCAGAAGACAGGACAGAAGACAGGGCUGAUUACAGGACAGAAGACAGGACAGAUCACAGGGCUGAAUACAGUGCUAACCGGGCGCAGAGCGGGGCACCGACCAGCUCUCAGACAGGAGAUGCCCUGGGGAAGGCUCUUGCUUCGAUCUACUCUCCAGACCACACGAACAACAGUUUCUCGUCCAACCCGUCGACCCCCGUCGGCUCUCCCCCCUCACUCACAGCUGCUAGUUCUGCUAUGUGGUCCAGGAACGGAGGACAAGGUCCUGCCUCCCCCAACUACGAGGCUCCUCUACACUCUCUGCAGAGUCGUAUCGAGGACCGCCUGGAGCGCCUGGACGAUGCCAUCCACGUGCUGCGGAGUCAUGCGGUCGGCCCCUCCACGGGCAUGCCCGGGGGGCACCAAGACAUGCACAGCCUCAUCGGGGCAGCGCACAACGGGGCCAUGGGAGGACUGAGUUCUGGGUACGGCACGGGACUACUCUCUGCCAACCGCCACUCAAUCAUGGUGGGCUCUCACAGGGAAGAUGGUAGCGUGGGCAUGCUUGGUAGCCAUCCCAUCAGACCCAACCAAGUGCCAGUCCCCCAGCUGCCCCAGCAGUCUGCCACGUCACCAGAUCUCAACCAGACUGAUACGUACCGCGCUCUCUCCAGUGGUCUCCAGGGCCAGAGUGCCUCGUCCGUCUCGUCAGAGAUCAAGUCGGAGGAUGAGGGGGAUGAGAACCUACAGGAUGCCAGGUCUAUGGAGACCAAGAAGGAGGAGCCUGACAACAAGGACCUCAAGUCUAUUGAUAGCAACGCGGACGACGAGGACUUGUCUCCGGAGCAGAAGAUCGAACGCGAGAAGGAACGCAGGAUGGCCAACAACGCCCGGGAACGGCUGCGUGUCCGAGACAUCAACGAGGCUUUCAAGGAGCUGGGGCGCAUGGUGCAGCUGCACCUGAAGAGUGACAAGCCACAGACCAAACUGCUCAUACUGCAUCAGGCCGUGGCCGUCAUACUGAGUCUGGAGCAGCAAGUCAGAGAGAGAAACCUGAACCCUAAGGCAGCGUGUCUGAAGAGACGUGAAGAGGAGAAAGGCUCGUCGGACGGCGGAGCGACCCUCUCCCUGGCCGGGCCGCACCACGGCAUGGGGGACGCCUCCAACCCAAUGGGACAAAUGUCCAAGCUCCCAGAGUUCAUCAAGAUGAUGAGCGACCACUUCCUUUGACAACAUUCUCCUAUUUCCUGAACCAAUCAAAUCAACCGAUCACGUCAAUCAACGAUCUAUCUGACCAACCUGAUCUGACCAAUGUUUUUUUUUUUCCAGGACCACCUGUCUUUUGUCUUCUGUAGAAAUGAACGAACUGCAAAUGUAUAUUGGCUAUGAAAACAUAACAGAUACUACAAGAUAUGUUUUCUUAUUAUAUUGUUUCGUAUUUUCAGCAUUCCCCCCCCCCCACACAAAAAAAAAUAAAUCACAAAAAAAAUGAUAUUAUAUAUGUUAAAGAAAAGAAAAAAAUCACAAAAAAAUAAAUAAAAGUUGAUGCAACUACGUGAUGAUGGGGGGGGGGCUAUUUCUAACACAUGAACAGUGUUGCAGCACUCAGCUGCUGUCUCAACUGAAUGGCAAUCUUCUCCACACUGUGGAAACUAUUGCAGUCGUGCCUGAACUCCUCCUUGAUGUUUAAAGUUAAAUAGAUAUAUAUGAAAAA